This is a messenger RNA of Temnothorax curvispinosus, 1128 nucleotides long. RefSeq lists its product as uncharacterized. The record is from RefSeq and is a predicted model, not a curated record. Lineage: Eukaryota; Metazoa; Arthropoda; Insecta; Hymenoptera; Formicidae. The coding region runs from base 226 to 1005 and encodes 259 amino acids. The transcript has 6 exons.
GUUCAGAGUACGGUCCAGUUGACGCUUCAAAACACUCCAGCCAUAUGUAUGACAUCAUGAAUACGUCACGGAUUUUCGCUCCCAGCUCGCUCCCAAUGCCUCAGCCCAGAGAGGUAGUACGAUUGAAGCGUUACGUUUGAAUGUGUAAAGCGCGGUAAAUAGUAAAAGUAAUCUCGUGUGAUCAAUUUUAUUAAGAUCAAUUUUUGUGUGUUAAACAUCAACAAAAUGAAGACAAUUAAGUUGUACGAUCCUGAAACGGACAAUACUUAUAUUUUAGAAGUAAAUGAAGAAGAGGCCGAAAGAGCUAACGAUGAUCUGGUGUUUGCGACACAACUAUUAAAACAGAGACUGCGGGACCAAACGCAGUCGAUUGCUGAAACAACAUGUUCUUCGAAUAGCACAUGCCAUGACAGAGAAGAAAAAAUGCAAGAAUCCUCUGAUAAUUCUGAAGAGAAAGAUGGUUUCCGUUGGCCACACGAAGCAGUUCUUCUGCUUCUUGAAGUUUUUAAAGAACGUGAGACUAAACUUACAUCUGGUAAAAUGUCUGUGAAAAAGUUUUGGGACAUGGUUGCCUCUGUGUUACGUGAAAAAGAUUAUAAUGUUACCGGCUCGCAAUGCAAAAGUAAAAUGACAGGAUUAAAAAAUACAUAUAAGAGCGUAAAGGAUCACAAUGCAAAAAGUGGAAACAAUAAACGAACAUGGCGAUAUUUUGACAUUAUGGACGAACAGUUUAAUAAAAAACCAUGGGUAGCUCCAAUUCGUACAUUAGAUAGCAAUAAUCCAACUAUUCCAACUUCUAAUGAUAAUAACAGCGAUACAAAAAAAGUUGUAUGCGAAAGUAAAGUGCCUUCUAAGCGCAAAAACAAUGUCAACAUAGAAAAGUUACUUGAGGACAAUAUGAUUGAGCGUAAAAGAAUGCAUACAGAAGCAAUGUCACGUCAAGAUGACCUGUUGGGUAUUCUACGACAAUUAGUUGCUAAAAAUAUUAAUACGGAUAUGGAUUAAUUGUUAUUUUUAAGAGUUCUGUGAUAUUAUAUAUAAUAUUUCUUAUGAUUCUCUUUAUCACUUUAAUAUCAUCACAGAUUUCUUUUUCUAAGUGCAAAAAAUGUGUUCGUAAGUUUAUUUCUU